Messenger RNA from Dichotomopilus funicola, 2304 nucleotides. RefSeq lists its product as uncharacterized. Gene Ontology annotation, molecular function: ATP-dependent activity, acting on DNA. Gene Ontology annotation, biological process: DNA repair. The record is from RefSeq and is a predicted model, not a curated record. The transcript has 5 exons. The coding region runs from base 1 to 2304 and encodes 767 amino acids. Gene Ontology annotation, cellular component: nucleus. Lineage: Eukaryota; Fungi; Ascomycota; Sordariomycetes; Sordariales; Chaetomiaceae.
AUGGACCUCCUCACAACCGACUACCACACAUCCAGAACCUCAGACACCGACUACGGGGCCAUCGACCCCAACGCGGCUGUCGAUACCUAUCUUGGGAGUUAUGAUGGGGAGUGGAAUGCAGUGUUGGAUUUCUUUUGUAUUGAUCCUGGGGAGUAUGCUAGACGGGAGAAGAGGGAGGUUGUUGCUGCGGCUGCUGCUUCUGCUAAUAGCGGUAGUGGCUCUGCACGCAAGAGAGUCCCGAUGAAGAAACUCCCCGGCAUGACCGUCGGUCUGUUCGACUACCAACUCGCCGGGGUAGUCGGACUACUACGGUUUAUACUGAAGGAUGUAUCCGGCGGACUGCUGUGUGACGAGAAAGGGCUGGGCAAGACACAGGAGAUGUAUGGUCUUAUUGCGUUUGCACAGGUGCUGAGGAAGGCUAAGAAUGAAGUCAAGGCUGCGUGGAGAAAGGGGGCGGAGAAGAAGAAGACUGGGACUACCGGCACCACGGCUGUUAAUACUAACACUACUGGUACUACUGGUAAGGGUAGAGGAGGGCCGAGUGGGCAUAACCCGCCUGGGACCACGGAGGCCAGGGGGUGUCCGUUUGACGAGCGGUAUGGAUUCCGGUGUUAUUGCUACUCGGCACUGACUAGGGAGCUAGCGGACCGUAUUCCGGAUGGGCCAAACAUUGUGGUGGCCCCGGGUCGGAACUGUGCGGGACUGGUCUUUAAGAUCAGGGGGUUCCACGACGGUGCGGGUAAGGAGGAUGGGCUGACGGCGGCGGAUGUUAAGGCCCUGUGCGCGUCGGUCACGGUUAGGAAGAGUGAUGUCGAGGGUCAACCCGGUCAAGAUGGACGAGCCGGGUAUGAAUUUAAAUACCAGGCUGUGGCUGGGCAGAGCGACUACAUCAUCGUGGUAUCGCCCGAGUACAUUGCUCGCUUGAAUAAUCAGAUUACGGUCGACCUUCGGCUUGAGUCGGGCGAGAGAGCUAGGAAAUCAGCUCUCCUACCGGGAAUGAUACUGCUGGAUGAGUUCCACGAGUAUGCUAUCGCGAGGGCCGAUAAUCCCGAACACAGUCACACCGUUGCAUGGCUGAUGCACCUCAAGAAGUGCUGCUUAGGCUCAUCUCAGCUAACCCCCCUGUCCUACUUUGUCUCGGGCACUCCGCUGGGUCAGACACCGCUGGAUAUCCGUCCGGCUGUGGCCUUGUUAGAGAAAACAGCCUGGCACGACAAGGACCACCCGCUGCGCGGGGCUACCGUCGACGCCUUCGAUUCCCUCGUCCACACCUUUGACCGGCUCACAGCCAUCCAAGCAGCCGGGGACGUCGUCGACAAACCCAGCAUCGCCGAGUACCGCCGUCGUCUCGACAACAUCCUCCGCCAUACCAUGAUCCGCCGACUCGGGACCGACCAGUUCCAAGGCCGCAACCUUACCGACCUCGGUCCUCUCCAAGUCCACAUCACCGACCACCAGCUCCCGGAUUUUCUGGUUGACAGUGUCCAGACUUUAGCCUUCACCACCCGCGACCUCGUCAAAACCGCCGCAGCCACCCACAACAUGUCCGUCCCCCGCUUCCUCCGCAACCCCCUCCUCUCUGAACCCCUCCUCCUCAAACUCCGCCUCACCUCCCUCUUUCCCUCCCUCGCCGCCUCCCCCGUCCUGUCCCAAUUCGCCUUCUCCCCCUACGAACUCGCCACUUUUCUGUCCGCCGCCCAAAACGACAUCACCAAAACCCCUUAUUAUUCCCACAUCCCCUCCUGGUCCGCCGCCUCUCCCAAACUGACCACCUUAACCGCAACCAUCCAAACCAUGCUCUCCGACCGCACCCCCGUCCCCGGUGCCGCAGCGGGAACCACCACCAAAAAGAUGUGUGUCUUCACCUCGACUGAGGCGGAAGCUGUGCUGUUGCACGCUUACGUCUACCUUAAACGCUCCGACCCUUCUUUCUCUUCCCCCGCCGGUAGUAGCAACCCCCCGAUGGAACCAAUCCUCCUCCAUACCUCCCUCCCCCCCUCCACCACGCAAUCCCACCUCACGAAAUUCCUCACUCCCGGCCACUCCCCCCCCAACAUCCUCAUCUCGCCCCUCUCGCUAGCAGGCACAGGCCUCAACCUCCAACAGGCUAAAUACAGCACUGUAACAGGACCCACAUGGACGAAGAGAGAGAAUCAGCAGGCGUUUUAUAGGAUUCAUCGGGUUGGACAGAGGCAGGAGACACGGUUGGGGUUGUUGGUGGGGGGGUGGAAUCCUGUGGAGAGGUUGAUUUUGAGGGGGUAUGAGACUCAAUCUAAGGGGAAGUUGAACCUGUCAAAUCCUUAA